AUGAUCGUUCUCUGUACAAUUGUUGGUGUGGUUGUGGUCAUUGGAUUAACCUCAACCGCUCUUUUUUUUGUUGCCAAAAAGCGCCAGUGGGCGAUGCGAGAGACUAUUCGUCGUUCUGCGCGACAAGUCGUCCAAGCAAUCAAGACGCCCUUGACUMCCAGAUUCCCGAAGGUCCCUGAGCAGCUCAGGAGAACCCAGACGAAAGAAGACCAGAAGGAGACAAAGAACCAGAGACUCAAUGACCUGGAGAAAGGAUUCAAGACUUCCAACUCGAGCAACUGCUCCGUCCAGAUCACUGCUGGCGAACGAGUUCAAGGCAAUGAGAAGAAGACCAGAGGUUGGGGAUCACGCUUCGCAUUUGAUCGCUAG
This is a messenger RNA of Aspergillus pseudoviridinutans, 369 nucleotides long. RefSeq lists its product as uncharacterized. The transcript is spliced from 2 exons. Bases 1 to 369 code for a protein of 122 amino acids. Lineage: Eukaryota; Fungi; Ascomycota; Eurotiomycetes; Eurotiales; Aspergillaceae. The record is from RefSeq and is a predicted model, not a curated record.